Messenger RNA from Cynocephalus volans (Philippine flying lemur), 1410 nucleotides. RefSeq names its product pseudouridine 5'-phosphatase (gene PUDP). Gene Ontology annotation, molecular function: phosphatase activity. Lineage: Eukaryota; Metazoa; Chordata; Mammalia; Dermoptera; Cynocephalidae. The record is from RefSeq and is a predicted model, not a curated record. The coding region runs from base 38 to 733 and encodes 231 amino acids. The transcript is spliced from 4 exons.
UGCUCCCCGCCCCCACCCCGGCUGAGACGGCAGCACCAUGGCGGCGCCCGCGCCCCCGCCGCGGCCGGUCACCCACCUCAUCUUUGACAUGGACGGCCUCCUUCUGGAUACCGAGGGGCUGUAUUCAGUGGUAUUUCAAGAAAUAUGUGAUCGCUAUGAAAAGAAAUACUCCUGGGAGGUGAAGUCCUUGGUUAUGGGUAAAACGGCAUUAGAGGCAGCACAGAUUAUAAAAGAUGUCUUGCAGCUCCCAAUGUCCAAAGAGGAGCUGUUGGAAGAGAGCCAGAGGAAGCUAAAGGACGUGUUCCCCACUGCUGCUCUCAUGCCAGGGGCUGAAAAACUCAUCUGCCACCUGCAACAGCACAACAUACCUUCUGCCGUCGCCACCAGCUCAGAGCUCGUGUCGUUCGAAAUGAAGACAAGCAGGCACAAGGAAUUCUUCAGUUCAUUUCAUCACAUCGUUCUGGGAGACGAUCCCGAGGUGAAGAGUGGCAAGCCAGACCCCGACAUAUUUCUCGCUUGUGCCAGGAGGUUUUCGCCUCCUCCUCCCGUGGAAAAGUGCCUUGUCUUUGAGGAUGCUCCCAACGGAGUGGAGGCGGCCCUCGCAGCUGGUAUGCAGGUGGUCAUGGUGCCCGAUGCAAACCUGAGCCCCGACUUGACGAGCAAGGCCACCCUGGUGCUGGGCUCCCUGCUCGACUUCCAGCCCGAGCUCUUUGGCCUGCCGCCCUAUGAGUGAGAGUGCCCGAGGGCCCGCUGUCGUGAUCCCUGCUGCCCAGGGAAAGAGAAGGAAAUUGGCAGCCCCUGAGCUGCAGGCCGCGUUGUGCAGUCAGCCUUUUCCUCCCUUGUUGGCUCGACCCACUCUCACUAACGUGCUGAUAAACCAGAACUUGACAGUUGAGCAAAAGCAAAGUUGACACAGCCCAGAACCACGUUCAAACCUUAAUUACUGCGUGAAAAAUCAAACUGAUGUAAUUAGUGUAUGAAAAAAUGAAUACACAUAACACAUAUGCAUACUAGUCUGUGAAUACUCGUGCGUAUCAUGUAUAUAUAUAUGUACUCAUGUAUAUGUGUGUGUGUGCAUAUAUAUAGGUAAAAUACAUUUCCAGAACAGAGUGAAAUUAUACUUCUGGUCAUUUCUUUUUCAUUUUAGUUUUUCUGAACACAGGCUGGAAAAUAUAAUCUAUAUAUGCAGAUAUGUUACCUGUAUGUACAUCGAUAUUAUAUUUAUGUAUGUUACAUGCUCCAUCCCUCCAUCUCCUCAGUGUUGAUUUUAACACGCCACAGCAACUGAUAAAGUGGAGGUGGUAGUUCUUUCUGGUUUCUGAUCUGAGUGGGAAAGCCAUGUUUUUGAUGAGCCCUAAGAAAUGAUUCUCCUUUUUAUCUAACAUUAAAAUUCCUCUUGUGACCUCAAAA